Molecule: messenger RNA, 704 nt
Organism: Eublepharis macularius
Lineage: Eukaryota; Metazoa; Chordata; Lepidosauria; Squamata; Eublepharidae
Exons: 4
Coding region: 96-704 (202 amino acids)
Source: RefSeq, a predicted model, not a curated record
GGCUCUGUGAAAGGAGAGGGGGACUUCACCUUGAUCAGCAAUGUGCAAGGUUCUUCCACGGAACAAGAAACAUCAAUCGGAGAAGCCCCCCCCCCAUGGCCAUGACCGAUCCAGAGGAUGAAAAUGCCACAGAUGAUCCAGAUUUAACUCAGAUAGAGGAGUUCCCGGAGGUGACAGGACAGGGCGCAGAGGAUCCGCAAGGAGAUCUGAACAAUCCACCAGCAGUGGAACAACCGCAGGUCCCCACGGCACAACUGUCUCCUGCUACGCGCUUAGAAAAGGCACGCACCAGAACCAGGCGCGUCUCUGUCCUCACCAACGUUACAGAGAGAAUGCUAUCUCAGGCACAGAGGGAGGAACAGAACAACAGAAAGGAACGUGGAGAAAUUCUGGAGGCAACCAGCCAUUGGCGUGCAGCCAUGGAAUCAGAGACAAGAUGGCACGAGGACAUUAUCAGGGAGGCAAGAGAGGAUCGUAGGGCUUUUAUUGAGGCACAGUCACAAAAUAUGGAGGGGCUUAAUAGGGCUGUUGGUGCCCUCAGCUCCUUGACUGAACUCUUUGUCAGGGAGCAAAGAGCAGGCCCGGUUGCAGAAACUUUCCAAAAUGCCAACAGCAAAACACGCGAUAACGAUCAUGAUAAGGCACCACUAAGAAAAAGGGCUCGGAUCAUUAAAAAGAGAGAAAGAUAUGAUCCAUCCCUCUGA